AUGUCAGAUAAUUCUGACGUGGAAGUAGAAGACGAAGAGGAGUACAAGUAUGGACUUCAGGACGACUCUGAGCCUCAAGACACAAGGCCGACUGUCGUGCUCAUGGGCCAAAAAAGGUUUUUCUUCAUCAUAUUUGUAUUUCAGCCCUGUUGAGAGAUUUCAGAAGCGGAAAAACUUCCAUUCGAAAGGUAGUUUUUCAAAAGAUGUCCCCCAACGAAACGAUGUUUGUCGAAAGUACUGCCAGGAUCACCAAAGACAGUGCGUUUUAUUUUUAGUUUUUUUCUUUUUUUGAAUCUGCGUAAUUUUUUCCCAUGGAACCGAAUAGGUCCUUUAUUAUCAAAGUUUUGAAACAUAAAAAAAAAUGAGAAGUAGGAGCUUUCGAGAACGUUUGAGAAAAGAGUAGGGCUAAACUUAAAGAAAAAACAUUUAAGUUUGAAGUUUUUUGAUUUUUUUUUCCCAACGACGAAAAUGUUCAAGAUCCUGGUUUUACCUAACGAAUUUUGGAAAAAAAUGAAGCAGCCCUUGUCUUCAAAAAAUUGUGAAAAUCCUUUAUUUGUGCAAAUUUUCUCAUGUGGUUGAGCAAUCUGCACAGAAAUUCAAAAAAAAAAAACCUGGUUAUUGAUUUGAAUCAUCCGAAAAAAAAAUGAUGAGCCUUGAGUGUUGCUCUGGCAUAGAAGUCUUGAUAUCAUUGAACUUCAAAAAAUAUUUUCUCGUUCUAUUCAAAAACUGUGGUACUUUUCCAGCUGUCUGUUCAUCAUUCAUCAAUUUUGAGACGAUCGAAUUCCCUGGACAAAUGUGUCCCUUCGAUCAUACCCUCGAUCCAGUCAACACUUUCAAAAAAUGCGGUGAGAUUCGUUUCCAAAUUCUAAUUUCAAAAAGUUGUCAAAAUAUCAUAAAAAAUUUUUUACUAACUUUCAUCGUUCAAAAAAAAAUUAAUGGCUUCUCUUUUUUCAAAGUAUCGCAGCUCGAACAUUGGACAAAAAAACUUACUUUUUGAAUUUAAGUUAUCACCAAAGGAUAUGAAAUCAUUUUUUUCUUUUUUUAAAUAAUGAAAGUUCAGGGGCCCUGCUAUUUAUAAUCGAUGCACAGGACGAUUACACCGACGCAAUCCGCAAAAUGGCUGAUUAUUUCGCCAAAGCCUACAGAAUCAAUUCGAAGAUAAAAUUUGAAGUUUUCGUUCACAAGGUUUCUAACUUCAAUCAUGUGUCAUCUUUUUCAAUUUGGACUUCAGGCAGAUGGAUUAACCGAGGAGAAUCGCGUCGAAACCAAAUUCGAAGUCUAUCACGCGGUACCAUUUGAUGAUAAAAAAAAGGCGACGUCAGCUUUUAGGUCAAAGAAGAGCUAAAGGAAUUGGGAAUCAAGGACCUGCAAGUGACGUAUCACUUGACGUCCAUCUACGACCAUUCCAUCUUCGAAGCUUUUUCCAAAGUUGUGCAGAAUCUCGUUCGGCAGCUCCCGACUCUGGAGAGGCUCUUGGAUAUUUUCAACCAGGUUCCAUUUUUUUUUUUUUCAGUUUUAUGCCUUACGAUUGUAAUAGAAAGUAAAAUUUUUAAAAAAAUUUAGGGUUCAAACGUGACGAAGUCGUUCUUAUUCGACAUCUCUUCAAAAAUAUACGUAGCCACAGAUUCUUUACCCGUGGAGAUGAGCAUUUACGAACUGUGUUGCGACAUGAUCGAUGUUACGCUGGAUAUUUCUUCUAUCUACGGGUCAGUUCUGUUAUUUCUAUUAAUCAUUACCUGACUUUUUCAUAUUAGUAGAAAAUAAAUUGAAAAAAAUAUGGAACAUUUUUUUCGGAUUACCGGUGAUGGUUUAAUAAAAUGAAGUGCGUAAUUAAUUUUUUCCCAUAUUUUUUAAAAACGAAUUUUGCGUUCGUUGUAGGUUCAGUUUCAUAAUAACGUCUUAUCAGAACUUGGAACCCAAAACUUCAAAAAGAAAGAAAAAAAGUUGCAGAUCCGGUGAAUACGGCAUUCCUUUCGAUGAACAUUCUGCAGCGGUGAUCAAAUUGAAAAAAACGGAGAGCUGGUCAGAUAUUUUUUUUUGUUUGAGUAAUCCGUUUUUUUUAAAAACAUCUCUUAAUUUUGCAUACUCGACAUUCCAAAACUAAUCAAAGUUGAAAUUUUUAAAAACUUCCCGCGAAUCUAGCCUUUUCCACUUUGAGGUGCUUGAAAUUGCUAUCAAAUUCAUUCUUCAGGUCCUUUUACUCCGCCAAAUCAAUCGACAGUUGGCACUCGUCUCGAUUAUGCGCAGUGAGAACUUCGAAAAGCAGGGAUAUAUCGAAUACAACUUCGCCUGUUUCAAGGAGGGCAUCGAAAAAGUAUUCAACUUAA
Molecule: messenger RNA, 2327 nt
Organism: Caenorhabditis auriculariae
Lineage: Eukaryota; Metazoa; Nematoda; Chromadorea; Rhabditida; Rhabditidae
Source: the annotation of a GenBank genome assembly